Tribolium castaneum (red flour beetle) is the source of this 1441-nucleotide messenger RNA. RefSeq names its product coiled-coil domain-containing protein 112. The transcript has 8 exons. The coding region runs from base 1 to 1332 and encodes 443 amino acids. The record is from RefSeq and is a predicted model, not a curated record. Lineage: Eukaryota; Metazoa; Arthropoda; Insecta; Coleoptera; Tenebrionidae.
AUGGGUUCGGGAUUUUUGGCAGAACUGAAUAAGUUGAAAAACUGCCAAGAAUAUUUGGAAAAAAGUAAUAAAGUGUUGAACAAUUUCGCGAAAUAUGACUGUGGGGUGGAUUUGGGAGAGUUUUUUUCGUCUCUCGAACUCGAAAGAAAAAAUGAAAAUGAACAACUCGCAAGUCAGGUAAAAGAAAUUUGGUGCUUGUUGAGUGCCGAGAAAAAACUAUUGAAGGAAGGAAAUUUGGAAUUACUAGAUAUUCGUUCUUUUAAAAAGAGAAUGAUCGGUCUCCAGGAUAAGAUUUAUAAAUUGAAAAUUAAAGUCGCAGCCAAUUAUGAAACAUUAAAAGAGCAAGAAGUGGGUUUAUCAGAAAUUACAGAAACGUUCAACAGUAAAAUACCAGAGUGGGAAAAAAGUGUAAAUAUUUCCAAACUCCACAACUGCAAAACCUACAACAAGUCAUUAAAAUUUGAUAGUGACUAUAAAGAAGUAAAGGAAUUUAUGGAUUUCGUUAACAAAAGCAAUGGGCAUGAAAAUGGGUGGGCAAGUGAGGAUCACCAACUUUUCCUAAAGCUUCGAAAUAAAUACAAGACCGUUGAUGAUUUGGCCCUAAAUUUGCACCGACUGUUACCUGACAUCACUCCUACCGCUGUUAGAGAGCAUGAAGCCUGGUUCACUAAAUAUUUAUUUUUAAAGAGAAAAAAAGACGAAGCGCUUGAUAAGUGGCGCAAGCUGAAAACCGAAAAUGUACCACAACAUAAUAACGAUGAACAAAUGUGUGAAAAUAAAACCAAAAAUAAAAUAUUUCGAAAAUGUGAUGACGAAGACGUUCAAAAGAAAAUCGCUCAGUGGAAAGCCGAGAAGGAAUUAAAACGUCAACAAGAAAAAUUUAUGGAAGAAAUACGAAAAGAAAAAAUUAAGCGUCUCGAAAUGGACAAAAAGCGCCUUCAUUAUCAAACGAAAGAGACAGUGACCAAAUGGAAAGAAGAGAAACUUGUUAAGGAAUUUAACGAAAAAAUUCUGCAAGAAGUACUAGAUGAGCAAGAAAGAAAAAUAAGGGCUUUUGAAGCCAAUAAAAGAAUCAAACAGUUCCAAUCGCAAGACGAUAUUUACAUCGGAAGAAUGCGAUCCAGCAAAUGCACCAAAAAAACGCAAAUACCGGUCAGAAGCAAAUCGAGUUAUUCUGUGCCAAGAGAUCCCGAAAGGCUCUUAAAACCUACCAAACAGUGGCUAGUACGCACUUCAAAAAAUAAUUUUCUGGAAGAAAAUACUUCCGCUUACGUUCCAAACAUCAAACAUGUACCGAAAUUGGGAAUACCCGACUGGCGAAAAAACACCUAAAGCUUGUACAAAAUAGUGUUUUAUUCUUAAGUAGAAUUUGGUGUCCUUGUUACAUUUUUGGUAUUUUUUAAACAAAAUGUUAUAAUAUAAAAUCCAUAUGUACAAAAAU